GACGAGCACUCGGUGCUCAUUCCGUCAGUGUUCAUCGAAGAAACACCAGCUUUCUGAUUUCCUGCUCGUGCUCGACACGUGAGAAGAAAUAAUUAUGGCAGCAAAUAAUCUUACUGCUAUCCUUUACGGUAUCAACGAUAUUCGCCUGGAGAAUACCCCGAUCGAGGAACCAGGGGAUAACGAUGUUCUUUUGGAGAUGGGAUGCGUUGGAAUCUGCGGAUCGGAUGUGCACUACCUGGUGAACGGUAGAAUUGGUGACUUUAUUGUGAAAAAGCCGAUGAUAAUAGGUCACGAGUCUGCGGGGACUGUUGCUAAACUUGGAAAGAAUGUGAAGCACCUAAAGAUUGGUGAUCGAGUGGCGAUUGAACCCGGAGUACCUUGCAGAAUGUGUAAUUAUUGCAAAGAAGGAAAAUACAAUCUCUGUCCGGAAAUGUCCUUCUGUGCAACACCACCAGUUCACGGCAAUCUCCGAAAAUUCUACAGACAUGCCGCUGAUUUCUGUUUCAAAUUACCCGAUCAUGUAAGUCUAGAAGAAGGUGCUCUGUUGGAACCCUUGGCCGUGGGAGUUCAUGCUUGUAAACGUGCGGGCAUUGGAAUCGGGUCGAAAGUGUUGAUACUGGGAGCUGGACCCAUUGGUCUCGUUUCCCUAAUAGUUGCUAAGGCCAUGGGGGCGAGCAAAACACUCAUUACUGAUAUCGUGCCAGGACGAUUGGAAAUUGCUAAGGAAUUGGGUGCUGACAUGACACUUUUAAGUAAGGGUCUGUCUGAAGCCCAAGUUGUGGCUGAAGUUCAUAAACUAUUGGGAGGUGAACCUGAACGGACUAUUGACGCCUCAGGAGCUGAGUCAUCGAUCCGAACUGCCAUUUUUGCUACUAAAUCGGGUGGAGUUGCAGUUCUGGUGGGAAUGGGUGCUCCAGAGGUGAAAAUUCCAUUAAUAAAUGCUCUCAUUCGUGAAGUGGACAUUCGUGGCGUCUUCAGAUAUGCCAAUGAUUACGCUGAUGCCCUGGAACUCGUAGCUACCGGCAAAGUCAACGUUAAACCCCUCAUAACGCACCACUUCCACAUGGAAAAAACCGUCGAGGCUUUUGAAGCUGCCAAGUCACCCACCAGCGGUGCAAUAAAGGUCAUGAUCCACUGCAAAUAGCUGGUGAAGAUAACGAAGAAUUAAAGUCAUUUGGAAUUGAUCGAGUGGUCGUAAAAACAAGUGAUUAAUUCUACUCGAAGAUAUGAGUUCCUUUACUGUGCAAAAUUAUUGAGAUGUGGAGAAAGAAUAAAUUUGAGCACAUCAAGGGUAAAAUACUAAUAAUGUUUGGUAUUUAAAUACUCUUCCAGUUUCUGAUGAAAUUAAAAAAAUUAUCUGGGUGGUCUCAUUUUUUCAGAUGAAUCAGCCAAUCUUUACAAAAUAAGUUGAGUCAUUGUUAUAGGAUUUUCUACACAAUUUUAUCAGAAAUUAUUCGUGUAUUUUUAUGCAAGAAAAUAUUUUUAUGAAUAGAUAUAUAAUUAUUGAAUAUUUUUUGAUGUUUUCCAUUUGAAUGAUUUUAUCAGUUACUUGAGUGUUUAUAUGACAUGUUAAGAAAUCUAUUGUUUAUUGUCUAUAUUAGAAUUGAUUGCAGAUGUUUUUCCGAUGAGGCGUGAAAACAAAUUUGUAAAAACUGUGCAUUUUAGAGUGAACAUAAUUUUGAACAAAAUUUGGCUUAAUAGUGUCACUAUAGCUAAUAAAAACACAUCGUUGCCUGAAAGAAAAAGUGCAUAAGUUUUUUUAGACAUUUUAUAUAAUUUCCUAACGAAAACUGAAUGUGAAAAAAAAAAUAGACAGGGCUAUUUGAUCAUGUGCAAAAAUAAUACUUUAGAUAAGGUUUACGCUAUAAGUAGUCCUUUUUCUGGCACUGUUUUUUCCAGCAUGUCAUACAUCUUUGUCGAGUAGUUUUUGGAUAACAAUGGAGGAUCUGUACUCAAAUAUUCCAAUAACAUUCAUACUCACCCC
Fopius arisanus is the source of this 1984-nucleotide messenger RNA. Its product is annotated as sorbitol dehydrogenase. The record is from RefSeq and is a predicted model, not a curated record. Gene Ontology annotation, biological process: D-sorbitol catabolic process. The transcript is spliced from 7 exons. Gene Ontology annotation, molecular function: zinc ion binding; L-iditol 2-dehydrogenase (NAD+) activity. NCBI's taxonomy places the organism in Eukaryota, Metazoa, Arthropoda, Insecta, Hymenoptera, Braconidae. Bases 95 to 1144 code for a protein of 349 amino acids.